AAAAAAAAAAAAGAACAAAAGAGGAAAAAGCUACCGAAACCAAAACACUUCAUUUGAAACCUUUUGAGUCCAGAAGUUCCCCCUCGCCUCCCUCACGUCGCCGUCACCUCCCUCUCUCCCUCACGUCGCCGAACCCUAUUUCUGGCGGAAAUCUGGUUCACUCCCGGCUCCCCUCCCUAUCACGUCCCUUCCUCCCUCCCCUCCAAGCGGCAGAGCCCCCUUUUGAAAAUCCAAGCAGCCAGACCUCGGAACCCACCGGCUGAAGCAACCAUUCCUCCUUCCCACUCCGUCCAAGCAACCGGUGAUCGUUCCCGAGCAUUUGAAAAUCCACGCCGCAGCUUGAAUCCCGAUAACACUCCAUCCCUGCCAUCUGAGUUGACAUUGGGUUGUGGUUGUGGUUUCAAUAUAAACGUUUAUACGAUGGAAAUAGAUAGAGUGGAUGGCCGUACAGAAAAUCAGUUGAGACCACUUGCUUGCUCCCGCAACAUCCUCAACCGCGCUCAUGGUUCUGCCAGUUGGUCUCAAGGGGACACCAAAGUUCUUGCUGCGGUUUAUGGGCCAAAAGCAGGAGUAAAGAAGAACGAAAACCCUGAGAAGGCUUGUGUUGAAGUUAUUUGGAAACCCAAGACUGGGCAGAUUGGAAAACUUGAAAAGGAGUAUGAGAUGAUUGUGAAGAGGACUUUGCAAAGCAUUUGUAUUUUGACUAUUAAUCCAAAUACCACAACAUCAGUCAUAGUUCAGGUUGUCAAUGAUGAUGGUUCUCUUCUCCCAUGUGCCAUUAAUGCUGCAUGUGCUGCCCUUAUUGACGCUGGAAUUCCUCUAAAGCAUCUUGCUGUUGCAAUAUGUUGUUGUUUGGCAGAUAGCGGAUAUGUUAUACUGGACCCCACCAAGCUUGAAGAACAGAAAAUGAAAGCAUUUGCUUAUUUGGUUUUUCCAAACUUGAUCCUCUCAGUCCUCCCAGAAGGAUCAUUAAAGGUGGUAGGAGAACCAAUGGAACAUGCAAUUAUAACGUCUGUUACCCAGGGUGCAAUGUCAGUGGAUGAUUAUCUUCACUGUCUUGACCGAGGACGUGCCGCAACUGCUAAGAUGUCUGCUUUUCUCAGGAAGACCUUGCAACCGCAAAUCUCUAGUGACUCAUCCAAAGCUGGGUGAUCUCAGUUUUUGUUCAGUCCAAACACAUCUCAAUAGUGGAAGUUGUACUGGUGAUAUUUCCUUAGGUCAUCCCGUUUCAAAGAUGUUCAUGUAGUAUUUGGGUGGUACCAUAACCCCACUGCAUGUUGUAGUCUAAAAAUCCCACCUGUGUAGUCUUAUGCUUUUGAUUUGUUGAUUUAUUUUCCUAGGUCAUUAAGAGUUAGGGGUAUGCAGCGCAGCAUAUGGCUUUCUGAAAGCUAUACAUCUUUGCUCUUGUAGGUUUAGGAUAUUCAGGCUCUAUUAUUUCUGUCCUGACCAGGAUAUAUCCUGGAUAGCUGCUACCCUGAAAACGAAUACGCUGACUCUCUAUUUAUAGGCUUAGGUGGUAAUUUAGCUUCAA
Juglans microcarpa x Juglans regia is the source of this 1531-nucleotide messenger RNA. RefSeq names its product exosome complex exonuclease RRP46 homolog. NCBI's taxonomy places the organism in Eukaryota, Viridiplantae, Streptophyta, Magnoliopsida, Fagales, Juglandaceae. Bases 421 to 1152 code for a protein of 243 amino acids. The transcript has 8 exons. Gene Ontology annotation, cellular component: nuclear exosome (RNase complex); cytoplasmic exosome (RNase complex); nucleolus. Gene Ontology annotation, biological process: rRNA catabolic process; nuclear mRNA surveillance; U4 snRNA 3'-end processing. The record is from RefSeq and is a predicted model, not a curated record.